This is a messenger RNA of Talaromyces stipitatus ATCC 10500, 306 nucleotides long. RefSeq lists its product as uncharacterized. The record is from RefSeq and is a predicted model, not a curated record. Gene Ontology annotation, molecular function: oxidoreductase activity. NCBI's taxonomy places the organism in Eukaryota, Fungi, Ascomycota, Eurotiomycetes, Eurotiales, Trichocomaceae. Bases 1 to 306 code for a protein of 101 amino acids. The transcript has 2 exons.
AUGGCACCUUUGAGUGAAGGCUCUUUUUGGACUCCGACUGAGAGUAUGACCGGCCUAGGACACGCCAAGGAUUAUGAUUUAGGGACCGGCCUCGAAACUAAGACUGUGCAGAAAAGCUCACCAGUUCUCCAUGACAGCUAUGGCGUGGUUGUUAUAGGAGCAGGAUUCACUGGUGUCAUUGCAGCACGCGAAUUGAAUCAAAGACACAAUUUGAGAGUUUUACUAUCGGAGGCAAGAGAUCACAUCGGUGGUCGAACAUGGACAGCAAAAGUGUUAGGUGAAGAGCUAGAGAUGGGAGGAACUUGA